AUGGCUCCAAAGAAGGUAUCUGCUCGCCCGGGACCUGCCACCACCUCAAAAAGGCCUAUUAGAGGCCCAUCCCAGGCGCUCCGCUCGCCCACUUCGGUCCAACCAACAGGGCGGGUGCAAUCCUUGGUGGCAAGUAUGGCCGGUGAUCCAGCGGCCCUUUCACGCUUCGCAGCUGAAAUGGAUGGUUUUCUGCAGCAUUGUUCCGCCCAACCAUCUACGUCCCGAAGGCCGCCUCCUGCGGCUAGGGCGUCUCCUCCAGGGUCACCAUCAUCUAGCGAAGAUGGGAGAGAUGGGUCAUCAUUGGGGAGUUUGAUUGCAAACCCCCAGUUAACCCAAUCCCCUGACUUACCUGCAGUCCGGGGCCGGUCACGGAGGUCAGGCCGUUCCACCAGGAGGGCCUCAGCAAAAAGUGGCCCUUCAGCUGUUUCCACUCGCCGGCGUACGCCCACCCAACCUUCUGCGGAGGCGGCCUCGGGUUCUGGUCUCUCACGUGUGGUCUCUUUGCAGUCUGUUUCAGCCCCAUCCCAGGAAAAUCCUGAAUCCGAGUCUUCCAUUGAGGACAGCCUUCCAGUUCCUGCCAGGAAGUCUUCGGGAAGGAAGCGCCGUCACAGGAGGUCAUCCCGGAGGCGCGCUAAACGGAGGAGGGAUGAAUCGUCGUCUUCUUACUCGGGUUUGGCGGCCGUUCGCAUCUGGCUGGUGGGGCACAGCAUCGUGCAUUGGGCUGGUGUCGGAGCCAGGCAGUCCGGUUUGGGUCCAGGUCUCGGCCUUCCACCACACGUGUGCAUAUCGUGGCUAUCCAGACGUGGAAUGCGCUGGCCGGAGUUCCUGCCACUGAUCCGGAGGCAGUUACUUAUUGAAGGGCCGCCCACGGCUAUUGUGGUACAGCUGGGAGAGAAUGAUCUGGUUUCCAUGGACUGUUUGUCGUUACGUGCCGCAAUAGUGGGUGAUCUCGAGGUGCUGCGGUCAUUGGUGCCGUCAGCGAAGAUUUUUUGGUCAAAGCUCCUGCAACGACGUAUAUGGAAAGGUAGUCGCUGCCCAAUUGCCACUGACAGGGCCAGGAAACGUGUCAAUUCUGCUGUGGCCAAAAAGGUUUUGGAGCUGGGCGGUGAUGUUAUUUCCCAUCCUGGGAUUCAGUUUCAGGCUGAAUCAUUCUACAGGGAGGAUGGCGUGCACCUUUCUGCCUUGGGAAAUGAGGCUUGGCUAGGUGCGGUGGUGGCUAAGCUGAAGUCUUGGCUGGGGCUGUGAGUGGUUUGGCGGUGAGCUUGGGGCUCCAUGGCGGUUAGGCAUUGGUUAAAAU
Molecule: messenger RNA, 1297 nt
Organism: Podarcis muralis (Common wall lizard)
Lineage: Eukaryota; Metazoa; Chordata; Lepidosauria; Squamata; Lacertidae
Source: RefSeq, a predicted model, not a curated record